UUGUAAAAAAUCGAUAUCUCUAAUUCGUUAACUCAAUACGUUAUACCAUAAGAAGGGCAAAUAGUUUUGUGUAUACGAUUGUUUUAUAUUAUGCACAACUGUACCAAUGUUAAUACCAUAAAUGAGAAAAUAAGCGUAAAGUGUAUGGACAUCAACUAUUCGGAAGCGCAGUUUAUAUCUUUUUCUAGAUUAACCUAUUAGAAUUUCUGUUCUCACAAUACAUUGUAAGAGAACAUGGCGGACGCUGCAGCGCGACAGUUGCAGUACGAGUAUAAAGCAAAUUCAAAUUUAGUUUUACAAGCGGACGUUCGACUAAUAGAAAGACGUAGCAGAGAUGAAGCCACAGGAGAAGUUAUGUCCCUUGUUGGGAAGCUCGAUGGCACACGGAUGGGAGACAGAGCUCAACGAACGAAACCAGGAAAAGCUGAAGAAAGAAAAGCAAAACGUCAGAAGCGGGACGAAGCACAAUACGAUUUUGCACGUAUGAGAGGUGCCACUUUGCUUUCUGAAGGAGUAGACGAAAUGGUUGGUAUCGUUUUAUCGCCAAAACUCAAAGAGACACGUCAAACUUAUGAAGUAUUGCUCAGUUUUAUUCAAGGCUUAGGUGAUCAACCACGUGACAUUCUAUGUGGUGCUGCGGAUGAGGUUUUGGCGGUAUUGAAAAAUGACAGAUUAAAGGAAAGAGAAAAGAAGAAGGAAACGGAAUUGUUACUUGGUUCCCUAGCCGAAGAAAGAUUUGCGUUAUUGGUGAAUCUUGGAAAGAAAAUAACAGAUUUUGGAAGCGACGAAAAAAGUACUACAAAUGAAGAGAAUAUUGAUGAGACUUAUGGAAUUAACGUACAAUUUGAAGAGAGCAGCGAAGAAGAUGAUGAAGACGUAUAUGGAGAGGUUAGGGAGAAUGACGACGAGGGAGAUGAAGGAGAGGAAGCUAACGAUGAUAGAGCCAUUCACGCUGAGAAUUUAGGUGGCGCAGAAGAGAUGAAAAAGGAGAAACCAUUGCAUCCGCUUGAUAUAGAUGCGUAUUGGCUCCAAAGAAGAUUGAGUAGAAUAUACGACGACGCAAUGGUUUCUCAAGCAAGAGCAGCAGAAGUUUUAACAGUUUUGAAGGAUGCUAGCGAUGAUCGUGAUUGUGAAAAUCAAUUAGUUUUACUUUUGGGUUACGACUGUUUUGAUUUUAUAAAACAAUUAAAAAAGUAUAGGCACACAAUUGCUUACUGCACAAUGUUGGCAGCUUCGCAGUCCGAAUCGGAGAGACAAAAGAUACGUAAUAAGAUGAAUGAUGAUCCGAUACUCGCAAAAAUUUUAAAACAAUUAGAUACAGGAAAAGGGGAUGAUGAUGCGGACGAAACAAUGGAAGCCAGAGCGCAGCGUAAGAGAAGAGAAGAAAAUGAAGACACCGGUGGUCCAGGAGGUCAAGUACAAGGGACUAGAAAUUUAAUAGACUUGGAGGAUUUAAUAUUUGCACAAGGAAGUCAUUUUAUGGCAAACAAGCGUUGUCAAUUACCUGAUGGAAGUUUUAGGAAACAAAGAAAAGGAUACGAAGAAGUUCAUGUGCCUGCUUUGAAACCCAAACCAUUCGGCGAGAACGAGAAACUUCUACCGAUCGAAGAUUUACCAAAAUACGUUCAACCUGCCUUUGAGGGUUUUAAGACAUUAAACAGAAUUCAAAGUCGUUUAUAUCAGACUGCAUUGGAAAGCGAUGAAAAUUUAUUACUGUGUGCCCCUACCGGGGCUGGAAAAACAAACGUUGCUCUUCUCUGUAUGAUGCGUGAAAUCGGUAAACACAUUAAUGCAGACGGCACAAUAAACGCGGACGAGUUCAAAAUUAUUUAUGUAGCACCAAUGCGUUCUCUUGUACAAGAAAUGGUUGGUAAUUUUGGAAAACGAUUGUCGACUUAUAAUCUAACAGUUUCGGAAUUGACCGGAGAUCAUCAGUUAACCAGAGAACAAAUAGCUGCGACUCAAGUAAUCGUUUGCACACCGGAAAAAUGGGAUAUUAUAACGCGUAAAGGUGGCGAAAAGACGUUCACCUCGUUAGUAAGAUUAAUUAUUAUCGAUGAAAUUCAUUUGUUGCAUGACGAAAGAGGACCGGUAUUGGAAGCAUUGGUGGCAAGAACGAUCAGGAACAUUGAAACGACGCAGGAAGACGUUCGGCUUGUAGGUCUUUCGGCUACAUUGCCGAAUUAUCAAGACGUUGCCACGUUCCUCCGUAUAAAAAUGGAAACAGGCCUUUUCUAUUUUGACAAUAGUUUCAGGCCGGUUGCCUUGGAACAGCAAUAUAUUGGCGUGACCGAGAAAAAAGCAUUGAAAAGAUUUCAAGUUAUGAAUGAAAUAGUUUAUGAGAAGACAAUGGAACACGCCGGUAGAAAUCAGGUAUUGAUCUUCGUGCAUUCUCGCAAGGAGACCGGUAAAACUGCACGUGCGAUCAGAGACAUGUGUUUAGAAAAAGAUACCUUAGGCCAAUUUCUUCGAGAAGGUUCCGCUUCUAUGGAGGUAUUAAGGAGCGAAGCGGAGCAAGUAAAGAAUCAAGAGCUUAAGGAUUUAUUGCCAUACGGAUUUGCCAUCCAUCAUGCCGGUAUGACCAGAGUAGAUCGUACAUUGGUCGAAGAUCUUUUUGCCGACAGGCACAUACAAGUCCUCGUUUCAACCGCCACAUUGGCUUGGGGUGUUAAUCUACCAGCUCAUACGGUCAUUAUCAAGGGCACACAAGUGUAUAAUCCAGAAAAAGGCAGGUGGGUAGAAUUAGGUGCCUUGGACGUUCUACAGAUGUUAGGUCGAGCCGGUCGUCCACAGUAUGACACCAAAGGCGAAGGUAUUUUAAUUACCAAUCAUAGCGAGCUACAAUACUAUUUGUCUCUCCUAAAUCAACAAUUACCGAUCGAAUCGCAAUUGAUCAGCAAGCUACCGGAUAUGUUAAACGCAGAGAUAGUAUUAGGGACCAUUCAAAAUAUUAGAGAUGCCGUAACCUGGCUCGGUUACACGUAUUUGUACGUAAGAAUGCCGCGUUGUCCCAAUCUCUAUGGAAUAAGUCAUGACAAAUUGAGAGAAGAUCCUUUAUUGGAAUUACAUAGAGCUGACUUGAUCCAUUCUGCCGCGGUUGCGUUAGACCGAAGUGGUUUGAUUAAGUACGAUCGUAAAUCGGGAAAUUUCCAAGCAACCGAAUUAGGUAGAAUAGCAUCGCAUUAUUAUUGCACGCACGAAACAAUGUCGACGUACAAUCAACUUCUUAAGCGUACGUUAAGCGAGAUCGAAUUAUUCCGAGUGUUCUCUUUGUCCAGCGAAUUCAAAAAUAUCAACGUCAGAGAGGAAGAGAAAUUGGAAUUGCAAAAAUUAAUGGAGAGGGUACCUAUACCGGUCAAGGAAAGCAUCGAAGAGCCUAGUGCUAAGGUGAACGUAUUGUUGCAGGCAUACAUCUCACAAUUAAAAUUAGAGGGAUUUGCCCUGAUGUCCGACAUGAUGUUAGUUACGCAAUCGGCAACGCGAUUAAUGCGAGCUAUAUUCGAAAUUGUAUUGUUUCGCGGAUGGGCCCAAUUAGCGGAUAAAUGUUUAUCCUUGUGCAAGAUGAUAGACCGUAGAAUGUGGCAAUCCAUGUCACUUUUAAGACAAUUCCGAAAGAUGCCCGAGGAAAUAGUCAAGAAAAUAGAGAAGAAAAACAUGCCGUGGGAAAGACUGUAUGAUCUCGGGCCGAAUGAAACCGGUGAAAUGAUACGUUCACCGAAAUUGGGCAAAACCAUUCAUAAAUAUGUCCGUCAGUUUCCAAAAUUGGAAUUGUCGACGCAUAUUCAGCCGAUCACGCGAUCCACCUUACGCGUCGAAUUAACGAUCACGCCUGACUUUCAAUGGGACGAGAAAGUACACGGUGCCUCCGAAGCAUUUUGGAUUCUCGUCGAGGACGUCGAUUCCGAGGUCAUAUUACAUCACGAAUAUUUCCUUUUGAAAGCGAAAUACGCGACCGACGAGCACUUGAUCAAAUUCUUCGUUCCAGUUUUCGAACCCUUACCGCCGCAGUAUUUCUUACGCGUAGUAUCGGACAGAUGGAUCGGCGCUGAGACCCAAUUACCCGUAAGCUUUAGACACCUUAUAUUACCAGAAAAGAAUCUACCGCCGACGGAGUUGCUAGAUCUUCAGCCUUUGCCAAUUACCGCAUUGCGAAAUGCAAAAUUCGAAAAUUUAUAUGCCAACAAAUUUCCGCAAUUUAAUCCGAUACAAACGCAAGUAUUCAAUGCGGUGUACAAUUCCGACGAUAACGUAUUUGUCGGUGCACCAACCGGAUCUGGAAAGACUACAAUUGCCGAAUUUGCGGUACUCCGUUUGUUGACACAAAAUCAAGAAGGCAGAUGCGUCUACAUGGUCAGCAAGGAGGCAUUAGCCGAACUGGUUUAUGCCGAUUGGCUAGUUAAGUUUGGCCAACAAUUGAACAGAAAAGUAGUUUUAUUGACUGGAGAGACUGGAACGGAUCUGAAAUUACUUGCCAAAGGACAGAUAGUGAUAACGACUGCUGACAAAUGGGACGUGCUUUCACGAAGAUGGAAACAACGAAAAAACGUACAGAAUAUACAGCUAUUUAUUGUGGACGAAUUGCAAUUGAUCGGCGGAGAGGAAGGUCCUGUAUUGGAAGUUGUUUGUUCCAGGGCGAGAUACAUCUCCUCACAGUUGGAUAAACCGACUAGAAUAGUGGCUCUUUCGGCGUCGUUGGCCGAUGCUAAGGACGCAGCGCAAUGGUUGGGUGCACCAGCUGCGGCAACUUUUAACUUCCAUCCUUCGGUAAGACCCGUGCCAUUGGAAUUACACGUUCAAGGGAUUAACAUCACUCAUAACGCCUCCAGAUUGGCUGCUAUGGCCAAACCGGUGUAUAACGCGAUAUUGAGGCACGCCGCUCACAAGCCCGUUAUCGUCUUUGUACCAACUCGUCGACAGGUCAGAUUAACAGCCAUCGAUUUGUUAACGUUCACAGCGGCAGAGGGUGCGCCAUCGAGAUUCUUCCAUGCCGAGGAAGCUGAUAUAAAACCCUUCUUGGAUAGAAUGACGGAUAAAACGUUGAAAGAGACCUUGUCUCAAGGUAUAGCUUAUUUGCAUGAAGGAUUAUCUGCGGAUGAUAGGCGUUUAGUCGAACAAUUGUUCGACAGCGAUGCCAUUCAAGUAGCAGUGGCAACCAGAGACCUAUGCUGGAGUUUAUCCAUUAGCUCCCAUUUAGUAGUAGUGAUGGACACUCAAUGUUACAACGGCAAAACUCACGCGUACGAGGAUUAUCCGAUAACGGACGUAUUGCAAAUGGUAGCACGAGCUAAUCGACCUCUCGAGGACGACGAUGCCAAGUGCGUGCUCCUUUGUCAAAGUUCUAAGAAGGAUUUCUUCAAAAAGUUCUUAAACGAACCGCUCCCAGUGGAGAGCCACUUGGAUCACAGAUUACACGAUCACUUUAACGCCGAAAUUGUUACAAAGACGAUAGAAAACAAGCAAGACGCGGUCGAUUAUUUAACAUGGACAUUCCUUUACAGGAGACUUACCCAAAAUCCAAAUUAUUACGGAUUGCAAGGGGUCACGCAUAGGCAUUUGUCCGAUCACCUAUCCGAAUUAGUCGAGACUACGUUGAACGAUCUCGAACAGGCCAAAUGUGUCGCGGUCGAGGACGAAAUGGAUACAUUACCGUUGAAUCUUGGAAUGAUCGCUGCAUAUUAUUACAUCAAUUAUGCCACCAUAGAAUUGUUUAGUUUAUCCUUGAACAACAAAACGAAGAUACGCGGUCUCCUGGAGAUAAUAUCGGCGGCUGCGUAUGCUGAGUACGAAACGGUUCCAGUUAGACAACGAGAAGAGAAUUUGUUGAGAAGUUUAGCAGCGCGACUUCCUCAUGCACCUCAAGCGACAAGAAUGGCUGAUCCUCAUGUGAAAGCUCAACUACUCUUGCAAGCUCAUCUCUCUAGGAUACAAUUGGGUCCGGAAUUACAGAAGGACACGGAAUUAGUUUUGAGCAAAGCGAUUAGAUUGAUACAAGCUUGCGUCGAUGUCCUUAGCUCUUCAGGUUGGUUGACACCAGCCGUUGCAGCUAUGGAAUUAGCACAGAUGGUAACGCAAGCCAUGUGGUCGAAGGAUUCUUACCUGAAACAAUUACCGCACUUUACCUCGGAAACGAUCAAACGAUGCACAGAGAAAAGCGUCGAGACCGUUUUCGACGUAAUAGAACUAGAGUUCGACGAUAGAAAUAGACUUUUACAGCUGACCGAUGCGCAAAUGGCGGACGUUGCUAAAUUCUGUAAUCGUUAUCCCAACAUCGAAAUGUCCUACGAGGUUCAGGACAAGGAUAAAUUGCACAGUGGCGGUACCGUUAACGUUAUCGUUCAGCUCGAAAGAGAAGACGAAGUGACCGGCCCAGUGGUGGCACCUUUCUUCCCACAAAAGCGUGAAGAAGGUUGGUGGGUUGUCAUCGGUGACCCCAAAACCAAUUCUCUACUCUCCAUCAAGAGACUAACUUUGCAACAAAAAGCUAAAGUAAAGUUAGACUUUGUUGCACCGGCACCAGGACAACAUUCAUAUACUUUAUAUUUCAUGAGCGACGCUUAUUUAGGAUGCGAUCAAGAGUACAAAUUUACAAUCAACGUUGGUGAAUAUGAAUCGGAUGCAAGCUCUGCUUCUGAAUCCGAAUAAAGAGGUUGCUGAAUUUCAUUGUAUCUUUCUAAUAUAGGUUAAAUAAAGUCUUUUCUAUGUAUAAUA
Messenger RNA from Vespa velutina, 6708 nucleotides. It is a transcript of the gene l(3)72Ab, whose product is annotated as putative U5 small nuclear ribonucleoprotein 200 kDa helicase. Lineage: Eukaryota; Metazoa; Arthropoda; Insecta; Hymenoptera; Vespidae. Gene Ontology annotation, molecular function: ATP hydrolysis activity; nucleic acid binding; ATP binding. The record is from RefSeq and is a predicted model, not a curated record. Gene Ontology annotation, cellular component: nucleus.